Macadamia integrifolia is the source of this 1237-nucleotide messenger RNA. RefSeq lists its product as uncharacterized. The transcript has a single exon. The record is from RefSeq and is a predicted model, not a curated record. Bases 264 to 1091 code for a protein of 275 amino acids. NCBI's taxonomy places the organism in Eukaryota, Viridiplantae, Streptophyta, Magnoliopsida, Proteales, Proteaceae.
UUCACUAGGAAAUCUUCCCAUUCAAUCUUUAUAUUCCAUGCCUACCUCUUACGCGCUCCCAGUGACCAAACCCCAAAUCCAUUCUUGGCAGGAAAAAAAUCUCUCUCUCUCUCUCUCUCUCUCUCUCUCUCUUCAAUUGCUUUUACGCAUCAGUCUCCGUUUGUUCUCCUCCCCCUUCUGCUGCGUUCUUUACUCACAAAUGGGCUCCUCCGCUUGUCAUUGUUAAUUCUCUCGUAUUAUUGAGAUCUCUCAUCUCUGAUCCUAUGGAAAAGAUAGGAUACGAAGUGGGUUCUCUCGCUUUGAACGUUUUAGUAGAAACCAUCAGUUUCUUCGCCAAAGCAUUCUCAUUCCUAUCGUCUCUAGCUUCUGAUCCUUUGUUCUCCACCAUCGUCGCUCUAUACAGCCUAAUCCUCCUCUACCUCCCUCGAAUUUUCGUCGACCUCGUCUUCUCACCUGUCUUGAUCUCAACUGCAGUUCUGUUAUCGAGCCUACUACGAUUAGGAGCUAUUCAGAGUGUUGAAGAACAGAUCAAAAAGAAGCCAACGGAAAAGGAAGAAAUCGAAAUCGAAAUCGAAUUGCUGCCAGUCGAGGUUCACAAAGUGGUCAAAUACGAAACAGGAACAGAAACAGAGGAAGAAGCCAUUACCGAAGCUUGUUUCAGUCCAAGUCUGAAACCCUUCUUCUCCGCCUUUAAUUCAUUCGUGGAAUGGAACGUGGGGGCGCCAUUAGAAGUCAUCUACGAAGAGUAUGAAGGAGAAGAAGAAGAGAAAGAGGAAAGCUGUCAAAUGGGCAUCGACAGAAUCCCGUCCUUGUCGCUUUACUACCCAGAAUCUGAGUCGGAUAGCUCGUCGGACGGCGAUUUUCCGGCAAUCGGGAAGUGGGAUUCGCGGGAAAGUAUGUGUUUCAGAUGGGACGAAGAGGACAGGGAGGGAUUGAUCGAGAUACCGUUGGAUGGUAAGAGAAACUCCUCCUCUGUUCUCCAAGUGGAAGAAGAGAACCUGAUAGAAAUUGACAUUUCUCUUGCGCCAUUCGGAGAGCUCCAGCGAGGAACUGACUUUUCCGGCGAGAAUCAGAAUUCAGAUUCAGUUUAAUAAGCUUUGUUGGAAACUGUGAUGGAAUCAUGGAGAGAAGAAGAGUGGAUUGUGGGAUUUUUUGGGGUUUGGCUUACCAUUGUAGUACAUCGAAGUUGAUGUACAUUAAUUAAUUAAAAAACUUUGAAUCUUUACUAGUUGUAGUA